This is a messenger RNA of Cherax quadricarinatus, 614 nucleotides long. The record is from RefSeq and is a predicted model, not a curated record. NCBI's taxonomy places the organism in Eukaryota, Metazoa, Arthropoda, Malacostraca, Decapoda, Parastacidae.
CAGGAUUGUAUGGACAAGAAGUGAGGAUCCAGAGAGGUGACUGCAUAGUUAAAAAAAAACCACUUCAGUACAUAGUCAAAAACAAAGAACUGAAAUUGAUUGGGUUGAAGCCUGUAUAAUGGACAAGUCUCUUUGUCAAGUGGACAGUGAGGCCUCUAACUCCCAUCUUUGACAUUUUGAAGGAAGCAAUCGGAAGUUUCUGCGGCCCAGACCCCAGUGACCACUCUUGUCACAGCUCCAAAAAAGUGUCCACUUGAUUUAUCAGACGAGGAAAUGAACAUAGAGCCUGAUGAGGAUGCUUGGAAGGAGAUUUUGGGGUCUCAAAGUUGGAUGGACGAUGAUGAGUUACGGCUUUUAAAUAACAUUAAGGCACAAUUACCCCGGAAGGAUAAAAAGAUUUACCGCACAAGACUCGAAGAAAUCGAUUGGGAAGAAGCGGCAUUUGGGAAUUUUACAGCUGGCGACUGUAAAAGUCAUUUUGAAGAAAUUUUAACAGGGAUUAAAUCAGUGAAAAAACCUGCCAGAACUCAAGUUAAAGAUGAGAAUCUAGUUACCUAUUCAUCGUUUCCAAAGAGACGCUUUGGAUAGAGGUCAUAAGCAAUUCACCAGUUGGG